Molecule: messenger RNA, 447 nt
Organism: Aspergillus alliaceus
Lineage: Eukaryota; Fungi; Ascomycota; Eurotiomycetes; Eurotiales; Aspergillaceae
Product: tautomerase family protein
Exons: 1
Coding region: 1-447 (148 amino acids)
Source: RefSeq, a predicted model, not a curated record
AUGCCCCUUUGGCUCAUUUUCCACCCUGACGGCACUUUUGAGGACGCUUCUUCCAAGAAGGCCAUGACUAAAGAUAUAACGAAAAUAUACACCGGAAUCGGACUUCCUUCUUUCUAUGUCGUCGUCAACUUUAUAAAGCUCUCCCCUGAAGAUGUCUGGGUAGGCGCUGAAAGGAGAAUGGAGAAACCGUUUAUUCGAAUUGUUGCCGAACACAUUGCCGUUCGGCUCGAUGAUGAAGACGACGUCUACAAGAAAACGUGCGACGCAAUUGAGAAUGCCCUGAAGCCUCAUAUUGCUGAUAGAGGUUAUGACUGGGAAUUCCAUGUCGAUGAGACUGAAAGGAGACUCUGGCGGGUCAAUGGAAUGAUUCCUCCUCCGUUUGGCAGUGAUGCGGAGAAGGUGUGGGCGAAGGAAAACAAGCCGGUCAUUUGGGAAGGCGCUUUCUAG